GACCCACCGCCGCUUCCCGCGCGAUCUGCCUGCAACAGCCUGAGCUCUCGCCGCUCACUCUCCUUUCCUACAUCCACGUACCACCAAUAAUGUUUUAAUCCAACUCCCGCUCGUUCUAGAAUGGGAAUACCCAUGGACCGCAAUAUACAUGCUCCUACAGUAGCCUCCGGCCCUACGUCCGGAGGGGCCCCUCCCCGCGAUCUGUCCAAGCUCGGCAUGGUCGACCUGAUGCAAGAAAAGGAACGGAUCGAAGAGGAACUUUCAGCCCUGAGCAGCGUUCUCGGCUCGCAUGGCGUUAAUAUGAACACAUCUCUGACAACCUUCGAUGGUUUCCCACGAGACGAUAUCGACGUUGCCCAAGUACGCACUACCCGAGCCCGGAUUAUUCGCCUGCGAAACGACCACAAGGAGGUUAUGUCACAUCUAGAGAAGGGUAUCUACAACCACUUUGCGAAUCUGCAGCGCGCACAGGUGGCUGCACCAGCUAGUGGCAAUGUGGAUGGUACACCAGGGUCAGGGAAUGGCGUAUCAGAUACUGGGGCAGCCGGGUUGCCAUUCGCGAAGGUCAAUAGCGUGGUGCCUGGAAGCCCUGCCGACCAGGCUGGUCUGAGGGUCGGCGACACCAUUCGGGGGUUUGGGAGUGCGAAUUGGCUUAAUCAUGAACGUCUCUCCAAGGUUGCAGAGAUAGUCCAGCAAAGCGAAGGGCGUUCUGUUGCGGUCAAAGUUGCCAGGAAAGAACCUAACUCAACCAGCAGCGUCGAUUUAUCCCUCGAACUCGUCCCCCGCCGUGAUUGGGGCGGCCGUGGUCUGCUGGGCUGUCAUCUAGUGCCGCUAUAAUAGACUCGAUGAUGUGAUCUUCUGUACUUGGAGCAAUCCUUGCUACUAUCUAACUCUUAUGAGGAAUGCGACAUGGUUUCAUGACUAAUUCUGUUUGUUGUUGAAAGGAAAAUACUUAGGGAAGCAUCCAGGACGGCGUUGCGGUUAGGCUCCAUGUACGAAAUUGCGCCAUCAUGACCAUGAGUUAUCCACCAUUUCAUACGCAGAGUAGAUAGCUAGAGUGCUUUUCAUCCGGACAAAUGCCCGCGGAUCGACUGCAUUUGCCGCGGUCCUGCGGGGCACUGACGGCCUGAGGCCUGAUGCCCACGUGACCGCAGGCUUUGGUGACCGACUCGGGGCAAAAAUUCCAUCAGCGUUGGAAUAACCU
Aspergillus sclerotioniger CBS 115572 is the source of this 1204-nucleotide messenger RNA. RefSeq names its product putative 26S proteasome non-ATPase regulatory subunit Nas2. The transcript has 4 exons. Bases 121 to 837 code for a protein of 238 amino acids. The record is from RefSeq and is a predicted model, not a curated record. NCBI's taxonomy places the organism in Eukaryota, Fungi, Ascomycota, Eurotiomycetes, Eurotiales, Aspergillaceae. Gene Ontology annotation, molecular function: protein binding. Gene Ontology annotation, cellular component: cytoplasm; nucleus. Gene Ontology annotation, biological process: proteasome regulatory particle assembly.